Molecule: messenger RNA, 2175 nt
Organism: Blastomyces gilchristii SLH14081
Lineage: Eukaryota; Fungi; Ascomycota; Eurotiomycetes; Onygenales; Ajellomycetaceae
Product: molybdenum cofactor biosynthetic protein
Exons: 3
Coding region: 97-1731 (544 amino acids)
Biological process (GO): protein urmylation; tRNA wobble position uridine thiolation
Cellular component (GO): cytosol; cytoplasm
Molecular function (GO): thiosulfate-cyanide sulfurtransferase activity; URM1 activating enzyme activity; adenylyltransferase activity
Source: RefSeq, a predicted model, not a curated record
CUCUAAUCUUCAUUUCUCACCACAACUACCAACCAGCCAACUCCCUUGAGCAGGCAUCAAGGAGACAAAGCAUGAUAAAGAACAGAAGGGGGGGAAAUGAAGAAUCUUUUACAAUCCCGCGAACUCCUCCAGCAGCAAAUCGCCACCACCGAAGCUCAGCUCUCCCAACUCAAAGCAGAACUCGAGCUAACGGAAAGGCAGAUUGCCGCGGAGACGACUGCAACAUCAGAGGCUACAAGUCGUUCCGAAGUUGUGAACGGGGGGACAAAGCCUACUGAAGGAAUACGGAGAUACCCGCUCGAGCAGGAUGAGUAUCGACGCUAUGGGCGGCAGAUGAUUGUUGAGCAGAUCGGGCUGGAGGGGCAGUUAAAACUGCGUGGAUCGUCGGUUCUUAUCGUUGGCGCCGGUGGCCUGGGAUGCCCCGCUGCGAUGUACCUGGCUGGAGCUGGGGUUGGGACGAUCGGCAUUAUAGAUGGGGAUACGGUUGAAGGAUCGAACUUGCAUCGACAAGUGCUACAUCGGACGAAGAAUGUCGGGAAGUUCAAGGUUGAUAGCGCGAUUGAAUAUUUGAAAGAAUUAAACCCACACCCCAAAUACAUACCCUACCACACCCACCUUACGCCCGCCGAGGCCCCCUCAAUCUUCAGCCCCUACGGCCUCAUUCUCGACUGCACCGACAACCCUGCAACCCGCUACCUGAUCUCCGAUACCGCCGUCUUACUGGGGAAACCGCUCGUCUCCGCCUCCGCCCUCCGCACCGAAGGCCAGCUAAUGGUCCUCAACUACCCGCCCCAAAAGCCAGCAGAAAAGCCAUCCGCCUCGUCAACUAACAAUUCUCCGUCUACCACCACCAUCGGAGGACCAUGCUAUCGCUGCGUCUUCCCUAAACCCCCUCCCGCCGCUAGCGUUACUAGCUGCGCCGACGGCGGCAUCAUCGGCCCCGUCGUCGGGCUCAUGGGCGUCCUCCAAGCACUCGAGACGAUCCGCAUCCUCACACAAACAACAACAACAACCGCAACCCCAACAACCCCACCAACCCUCCAUCUCUUCUCCGCCUUCUCCAACCCACCCUUCCGCAGCAUACGCCUGCGCCCGCGCCGGCGGAACUGCGCGGCAUGUUCGCCAACGGCGGGGACGAUUACACUGGACUCACUGCGCAGUGGGUUGAUGGAUUAUGUGCAGUUCUGUGGCGGGGUGGUGGGUCCACAGGCACUGUUGGGGGUUGAGGAGCGGAUAUCGGCUCGGGAGUAUUGGAGGCGGUAUCGAGAGCAGUUGCAGGCGGAGGCGGAGGCGGAGGAGGAGGUGAAGGUGGAGCGGGAGGAGCCGAUCUUAAUUGAUGUCCGGGAGGCAGUGCAGUUUGGCCUGGGCGCGUUGGAGGGGAGCGUUAAUAUCCCCAUGUCGCUGAUCUUGUCGUCGUCCUCGUCUUCUUCCUCUUCCUCCACGGUGCAAUCGAACUCGAACUCCACGGCUGAAUCAGCGGCUAAUGGCACACACCCAACUUCAAACAAAGCGACAACAACUCUCCCAUCCUGGUACCCUUCAUCUCUCCUCGACGCGAACCCCACCAGGCCGAUCCAUGUCGUGUGCAGAUUGGGGAAUGAUUCCCAGGUGGCGGUGCGAAAGCUGAAAGAGCUGGGUGUUGAUAGGGGAGGUGAGAGGUGGGUGGGCGAUAUCCGGGGUGGACUUAGGGCGUGGAGGGAUGAGGUUGAGGCGGAAUUCCCCGAUUAUUGAUUUGGCAUAUGGGAUCUAAUAUUGUGAGUAGUGGGGGAAGGGAAAUGAAUAUUAUUUCAUUCACGUCAUAUCAUGGCAAGAUAAUAUUUUUGGAGGUUAACAGACCCUUUUCUCUGGAAGUGGGCAUUGCAUAAAAGAAAAUAAAUAGAGAUAUAUGAAGUGCACGUAAAUGGCGUAUCGUUCAAUUUAAAUGGAUUCGAUAUCGACAAGAUAGAAGAAUAUUCCCAAAUUACCCGUCAAGGGCUGGAAACUCUGAGGAGUUCAAGAAAAGAUUGGGUUGAGUGCAAGGGGGGUAAAUAAACACCAAAAACAAUAUAGCAAGGAACCGUAAUCCGUUCAAUCACCCAAAUCAAACGAAACGAAACGAAACGAUGAAACAUGAAACACCAGUUUCAUAAAUCAAAAUCAAGAAAUAAAAUCAAAAUCAAAAUCAAAAUCAAAAUC